AUGGUUAAGCACAACAACCAGCUCCAGAAGAACCACUUCCGCAAGGACUGGCAGAGGCGGGUUAAGACCUGGUUCGACCAGCCCGGCAAGAAGAAGUCGCGCCGUGUUGCUCGUUCCAAGAAGGCUCUCGCCUCGGGCGCUGCUCCCCUCCAGCGUCUCCGCUCGGUUGUUCGUUGCCCCACCCAGCGCUACAACAUCCGCGUCCGUGAGGGCCGUGGAUUCACCAUCUCUGAGCUGAAGCUCGCUGGUAUCCCCAGGAAGCAGGCUAAGGGUCUCGGCAUCGUUGUCGACCACCGCCGCCGCUCCAAGUCCGAGGAGGGCCAGAAGGUCAACGUUGAGCGUCUCCAGGCCUACAAGGAGCGCCUCGUUGUCUUCCCCCGCGUUCACGGCAAGCCCAAGGCCGGUGACGCCCAGGGUGAGGACCUCACCGCUCACAUCACCCGUGAGCUCCCCGCCAUCGUCAACACCUACACCGCCGAGAAGCCCCGCGCCAUCACCGAGGAGGAGAAGAGCUUCGAGGCCUACACCACUCUCCGCAAGGCUCGCUCGGACGCCCGUUACGCUGGUAUCCGUGCCAAGCGUGCCGCCGACAAGAAGGCUGCCGCUGAGGAGGCUAAGAAGUAA
Messenger RNA from Trichosporon asahii var. asahii CBS 2479, 624 nucleotides. RefSeq names its product ribosomal protein L13. The coding region runs from base 1 to 624 and encodes 207 amino acids. Gene Ontology annotation, molecular function: structural constituent of ribosome; RNA binding. Gene Ontology annotation, cellular component: ribosome; cytosolic large ribosomal subunit. NCBI's taxonomy places the organism in Eukaryota, Fungi, Basidiomycota, Tremellomycetes, Trichosporonales, Trichosporonaceae. The transcript is spliced from 2 exons. The record is from RefSeq and is a predicted model, not a curated record. Gene Ontology annotation, biological process: translation.